Leptonychotes weddellii (Weddell seal) is the source of this 1748-nucleotide messenger RNA. RefSeq names its product phosphopantothenoylcysteine decarboxylase (gene PPCDC). Gene Ontology annotation, biological process: coenzyme A biosynthetic process. Gene Ontology annotation, cellular component: phosphopantothenoylcysteine decarboxylase complex. The record is from RefSeq and is a predicted model, not a curated record. Gene Ontology annotation, molecular function: phosphopantothenoylcysteine decarboxylase activity; FMN binding. NCBI's taxonomy places the organism in Eukaryota, Metazoa, Chordata, Mammalia, Carnivora, Phocidae.
GGUGCCCUCAUUUGAUGUAUUAAAGAAAAACCUGAGAUGGGCAGUAAAGUGGUAAAAACAUGUUUUUUUAAGAAAAACUACCACAAUAAGGGAAAAGAGACCUCAGCAGAGAACUGGGCUUGAUUCCAAAUACAACAGGGAAAAGUGGGGGUUUAUAGGCAAGGAGCAGGUGGAGGGCGGUGGAUGGAAAAUUACUAAGAGGAAAUACCAGGACUAAGGGGGGUUCUGGCUAAACUGUCCUGACAGGAUUCUUAGUGCAGGCAGGCCAAGGUGAUCAAUCAUCACAUGGGGGUUGUUGAGGGAUGAGGAGCCUGAUGAGAUAUCCAGGCUGAUCAGAUAUCGAGAGUGGGGGAUUCUGGCUAAACCCACUUAACAGGAACUUAAGGACUAGGCCCCAGGAUAGGCUUAGUCAAAAAAGUGGCGCAGAGGAGCCAGAGGAGAGUUUGGUCUGGGAGAGAAUCUUGACCAAGGUGUGGGGAAUCUUAGGUUGUCUUUGACAUUGCUCAUGUUGCACAUUACUUUUGUUGGGUGCGCCACUGGGCCCCAGGCUGUGCUUUUUCCCUGUAUCUACGUGGUACCUUUCGCAGUGGCACAGGUACAUGUACCCAGUGUGUCCAGCAGGGGGCAGUGCUCACUUGCAGAUGACUAUGUCAGGAAUGAAGGCAGGGGUGAGAAAUCUUUUUUUUCCCCUUACUUUCCACAAACUUUCUACCCGGAAAGUCACCCCCUCACCCGACCCCUCGUGCUGGGACAAGCAGUGAAGCAGGCAGCCAGAGAUGCCAGCCAGGCUAGAAGGGGGAAGGGAGCUGGAAGUAGCAGUGGUCACAACCGAGAGAGCCAAACAUUUCUACAGCCCCCAGGACAUUCCUGUCACUCUCUACAGCGACGCUGAUGAAUGGGAGAUGUGGAAGUGCCGAUCCGACCCAGUUCUCCACAUUGACCUGCGGAGGUGGGCCGACCUCAUGUUGGUGGCUCCUCUCGAUGCCAACACCCUGGGGAAGGUGGCCAGUGGCAUAUGUGACAACUUGCUUACCUGUGUCAUCCGAGCCUGGGACUGCCGCAAGCCCCUGCUCUUCUGCCCAGCGAUGAACACCGUCAUGUGGGAGCAUCCCAUCACGGCGCAGCAGGUGGGCCAGCUCAAGGCCUUCGGCUAUGUUGAGAUACCUUGUGUGGCCAAGAAGUUGGUGUGUGGAGACCAAGGUCUAGGGGCCAUGGCCGAGGUGGGCACCAUUGUGGGCAAAGUGGAAGAAAUCCUCUUCCGGCACAGUGGCUCUCAGCAGAGUUGAACCCAGGAUUUCUGUCAUGUGUGUCCCUCUGCACUCAGCGUGUUUUCAGGCCAAGUCUAUGAAGAAGGUGGAUGUUGGCAAAAUACGGUGAAGACUUCUGCGUUUACUGGGGAGGAGUCUGUCCUGGGCUGGGGGCCUGACUUGCCUCAGGUUCAGUUAGAACAAAGGCCCAGGUCCCGACUUCUUUCCAGCUAAGAGAUGCCUGCUUUCCAGAACCCUCCUCCCCUUUCCCUGGGAUUGGCACAGCAGGCUGCUGUACGUCCCUGUGCUCUGGGAGGGGGACUGAGGGAUGACAGAGAAACCUUGAUUCUCCUGGUGCCUGGGAGCCGCUUCAGCUCCUUGGUGGGCUGCCCUGGCACCAUGCAGAGUCAGAGAAGCCUGUGAUUGGCAAGAUGCUGAGAUUCUCCGUAGACCAUGCGGUGAGAUCGGGGGGUAAUGGGGAAUAAAGAAGAGUGACCUGUA